AUGUCCAACCCGACCACCGGAGCCCUGCCCGCGCCCAAGCAAAUACGCUUUGUCAACAACCAAGGCCAGCCUCCGUCGAAAAGACGGAGGAUUAAUGCGGCCUGCUUGACAUGCCGUAAGAGAAAGACCCGAUGUGCUGGUGAGAAGCCGGAUUGCUCGACCUGCAAGAGAAAUGGGCAUGUUUGCUUGGGAUACACGGACAUUGCGGACAGGAGGAGGGACCCCCGUGGGGACGAUGGGUAUAUGGUUCUAAAGAGCGAGUCUCAUGACGGAUUAGAUUUGAGAAACGGCACUCGCGAUGAAUUUUUGGACAAUGAUGAGGACGACGACGACCGAGACCGGCGUCGCUGGGCGAACAAGAUUGCCCCGCAGACGGCCGGAUUCGUCGACCAGGACGCCUUACCGAAGCACGAGUUGCGACCCAGCGCGACCAUCACACCGAACCAUCGACACGAAGCCGGGAGCGAGUGGGAUCAGGAUAGCGGGUCUCGGAGUUCGGGGAAAGCGAUGCGGCACUCCAACCUGGCCGGAACCGGCUCGUACUCCGAGGAGAGUCGGAGCACCCAUAACCGCUCGCCUAUCUCGUCGCUCGAGCGCCGCCGGGUGCCCUACUUCCGCUAUUUCGGCCCUACUGCUAUCGUGCCUGGAUUUAAACAGAUGGUCGUGAAUGUGUACCGUGGCAGCAGGCACAAGAGCCGAGGCAGCUCAUUCUCAACAUCCUCGCCAGGAUCGUCCCUAUUUGGACACACCUUCCGUUACAACCACACUCCGCAACACGAUACCAUCCUCGAGUCGCUCGAGGACUUGCCCACGUACGACGUUAACAACCCGGGCCCUGUCCACCCUCUGAUAAUUUCCCUUGUUGAGACCUUCUUUACCCAACUAGGUUGCAACUAUCGAUUUUUACGCAGGGACCGCUUCCUAGCGAUGCUGAAGGAGAAGAGGAUAGAACCCAUUCUUGUUGAUGCUGUCUGCUCCUUAGCCGCACGGUUUUCCGAGUUGCCUAUAUUUGCCAGUACCCAGGACGAGAGCCUGAAACGAUCAGAAUAUGGCCACGUUUUUGCGCAUCGAGCCAAGGCGGCCAUCGUCGAUACCUUUCCCUGCCCUUCGGUUGCUGCUGUCCAAGCCUGUCUGUUGAUGGCCUACGAAGGGUUUGGUGCCGAUCAAGAUAGCGCGCUCUGGAUGUAUCUCGGCAUUGCCAUACGCAUGGCUGUGGAUCUUGGACUCCAGAGAAUGGAAGGCGUCAAGUACCAAGGGGAGCACGACGCUUGGUAUUUAAGAUACCGGACGCGGGCCGACCUUGGCCCCGAUGGCCUCGAUGAUCCCGACUCCAAGCACGAGGAGGAGACCCUCGGCCCAGAGGAGCAGCAGAAAGUAGAGCAGGAGCGGAUUGAUACGUUUUGGUCUGUUUUCAUACUGGAUCGUGUCAUCUCAUCAGGGACCGGUCGACCGGUAACGUUCCGCGACGGCGACUUUGAGCUGUCACUACCACCACCGACCAUCGACCCCGUAUAUCACCGGCCCGACCCUUUCCCGCCUUUCAUCGAGAUUAUCCACCUGUACGGCCGCGCCUCGGAUGUACUCAACAACAUCCGAAAUGCCAAAGAUUUGACAGAGGACAGAUUGCACAAGCUCAGGAUUAUGGAAAGGGACCUCACAGCGAUCUACCAGAAGCAAGAUGAACGCCUCCACUUCAGCGCAGUCAACUUCCGGGAAUACGUCAAAGCAGAGCAAGGCACCAUGUUCACGUUGCUCCAUUUCUGGUUCCACGCACUCGUCAUCAUCCUCCACCAGCCUACCCUACUUACGCCUUUCCACAACCUCAGCCCGGCUCAGCUGCUGACGAACAGCCCCGAGCUGCCAGACAGCCGCGAACUGUCCAUGUCGAGCGCUAAGACGAUCGCCGACAUUCUGGCGUUCGCCGAGUUGAUCGACCCCAAAAGUCUGAUCGGAAACCCAUUUACAUCGCAGCCCAUCUACAUUGCCGCAUGCGCAUUCCUCAUGGAAUCGGUCGCCAACACGUCCCAGCCUGCUUCCUAUGAGCCAUCGCCAACCCCGGAUUUCAGGGCUGAACAAUUUAAGCCGCCACCGCCCGUGGCAAAAUACGGCUCAAGCAGCGACACACGCCCGGUGAAACACUCACUUCUGGCAUCCGCCGCCAACCAAAACUACCAGCGCUGCUACAAGUCACUCCAGCAACUUGAGCAGUACUGGGGCGGCGUCGGGUACAUCCUCACGGCUUUGGAUCAAAAGUCGAAGGGCAUAUGGGAUUGUGAGACGUUUACCAGUGAAGAGUAUGAGGCUAUGAAGAUGGCACAGCAAACUCCACUAAGCCAGCUGGCCCGGUUCGAGUAUCCGGCUUCUCCGAACGUGCCUCCUAUUGCAUACUCGCUCACCGGAACCACAAACUCGCCCAACUCCAACCUUACGGUCCUCUUCCAAGGCAACCACAAUGGACAGCCAGGCGCCCACUCCGUGCCAUCACAACCAACGUCCGUGCCAGUCUCGGCCGCAACGCCACCAGGAAACAUGAUUUACGACCCGAUCCGGCAGAGUCUCCCCGAGACACCCCCGGCGUUCCCACCCGCAUAUCUACAGCCCAAUGUGUCAGCUGUGCGCUACCAGCCUCAUCCCCACAGGGUGCACCGAGUCUCCCAAUCACCUGCCCUAAGCAAGUCAACCCUCAAGUUCGAGUCGCCGUCUCCUGCUGGGGAUCUGGAUGUGGGCAACGCGCAAACCGCCAACUCGCAAGCCUACGGGUCGCGAUCGAACCAAAACCUACCACACCAUUCUUCUUACCAUCCCGCUGCUUCAAUACAACCCGCAUACAACAACCUAGACCAAACACGCUCGCAUCCCAGCCCUUCUACAGAAUCCGAAAUGGCCCAGCAUGGGCAGCACAUUCAGGGCCAGGGCUCAUCUAAUCACGACUCCGCCGCUGCCCUAAACAACACCAAUAACAACAACAACAACAACAACAACAACAACAACAACAUGACCGCACAUAAUAAUAAUCACAGCGACUACGAAGCCGACUUUGCGCAGAGCGGUCUGGUAUCCGGGUCGUACUCCUACAUGGGCCCGACGCCUAUCAACGAUUUCAUCACGUUCAACAGCCAGGAGGUCAAUUUCGACAUGCUGGGCUUGCCGAGCACGAUGAUGCCGCCUUGGCUGGAGAUUUUGCCUGGGGAGGUCCUUGGGGGGUUGUUUGAGGGCGGGAUGGUGGGGUCGAAUCAGCACCAUCCUAUGGAGUAG
Molecule: messenger RNA, 3255 nt
Organism: Dichotomopilus funicola
Lineage: Eukaryota; Fungi; Ascomycota; Sordariomycetes; Sordariales; Chaetomiaceae
Product: fungal-specific transcription factor domain-containing protein
Exons: 2
Coding region: 1-3255 (1084 amino acids)
Biological process (GO): DNA-templated transcription; regulation of DNA-templated transcription
Molecular function (GO): DNA binding; zinc ion binding; DNA-binding transcription factor activity, RNA polymerase II-specific
Source: RefSeq, a predicted model, not a curated record